UUACGAACGAGAGCGGACGUGAAAAGUGGAAAAUCUUAAACUCGACCACCAGCCAGCAGUACAAAAGCAUAGCAGUUGGAAAAUUGUUCUUCUUCAGAAAUGGGAGCAUCAGUGGCAGUGAGGCAGUAGAGAUUGAAUUUUUUUUUGCUCUAGUGGAAUAAUUAGCUUGUCCAUUCUCUUCCUACUCCGAGUGGGCACGGCAGCCAGUUUUUGGGGGUCGGAGUGAGGAAGUGUGUACAAGUGAAGUGUAGUGAACUGUAGUGGCGCCUGAGCUUAGGCCGGAAAGGCGCGCGAUUUUCACUUCGGUUUCGUCGGUGGAUUUCUGCAAAAAGAAGCGUUCGGUGCGGGUGAGUUCCGGCCUCCGUUACUACUCAACGGGGUUUGCGUGAAGGAGAUGGAGCCGCGUGGUGGUUCUUCGCUUUGGCGGGAGCAAAACGGAAGAAACACUAAAAUGGUCAGCAGAUAAAUCAUUCUGUGAGGUCGUUUGCGUUCCCGAUGGUCAACAAUCAUCGUGCGCUUCGUUACUCUUCAAAGCAGAUUCUUCCAUCGGAUCGGUUUAAGUGCUUCAGUGGUACCGAAGAAGAAGAAAUUCCGCGUGUGCCACUCACUCACUACUGGUGUGCAAGUGUACAGAGAGCUCAUAUUAUUAGUAACGGUCCAGGAAUGUGAUAUAAAAUCGCGAAAUAGUACAUUUUUAUUCCUCACGUCAAACUUCAGAAACCAAUUGUCAAUUUGGCUAGCAGCAGAAGAGGAGGAAUAAAAAAACAAGAUUACGUAGAAAAACUGUUUGUCUGUGCUCCAAAAGUUGUCGUGUAAACUACGGUUCUACGGCCAUCGAGGGCCCAUUUACCUGCCACAUCCGGGAUUCGUCCAGCGUGUAGACACACGUACCUACCCGUUGGCAGUUGACAGCUGGCCUGAGCUGGCCUACCUGGUCGCAGUAGGCGAGGUGCCAAAUAGAACAGCAAAAAGGAAAAUGAAAAAAAUCGGUGAAAGUGAUAGGGCUGUGUCGUUCAAAAGGCUGUUAGAUAUUUGAAGAAACCAGUGAACAUCGGUGUUAGUGGGGAAAAUUGUAACGAGGUUUUCGCCACAAACAACCGUCGCAGUGCUUAGCAGCAAACCAACGCAGUCAUAACAGCCGGUAAUUGCUUCUGUGGUGUGCGUGAGUGAACGUGAAUUUUUCCGGCUGAUAGCGAAACAGUUUCAGGUGCGAAAUGUGGUCGGGGAAGGGCUUCCGGUAGGUGGUCGAUUGGGUCGCAUAACUCCAGUGUUCCAGUGGGGGUUGCGAAUACGGGUGUAAUCCGGGUAAGAAAAUCGGACCGUGUUAAUACGAAUUAAUUCAGAUGUUAAUAUAAAUUAGAUUCAUUAGAUGCCGGAUCCUUUUCGGUGCUCGUGUUAGGUGAAUUUGACUUGAUAGUGAGAAUAAUAACCCUCGUCAAGUGUGCAGUAUUUGUGCGACGGAAAACCAUCGGAUCGAACCGUUUUUUUGACCAUUUUGACGCGUGAAAACCGAAACGAAGGGAGCUACUGAUCCGAAGGUGGAAGCUGAUGAUGCUGGUGCCGAAUACCAAAUGAUGAUGAUGAUCAUCGGUCAUUGAGGCACAGAGCAUGUGGUAGAAACUAGCCGACCUGAUGUUUUAGACGGGUAAUUUCGGAACCGGAACAAAUCGACCCCACGAGAACCCGGCGGAAUGAUUAAUCAAAUGGGAAAAUGAAACAGGAUCCGACAUAAGCUCAUAGCAGACUUUUUAUCUACCGAAAAAAAUAAUAUACUUAUGCAAAGCAACGUUUGUCUUCACAUCGGCAUCGACAUCGACGUGACGAGCAGCAGCAGCAGCAGCAGUAGCAGUGCAGUUGCCGGACUUCAGGCUGUUGGUGAGCUGUCCUCUGGAGUGGGUGUGGAAUUGGUGUGAAUAAAAAAAAAUACACCAAACAAGUCAGUGAAGAGAAAGCACUCAACUGGAGGCGUUACGGCGUCAGUCGAGGUCCAUUGCUGCUCGCCGUGGACGGAAAGUUAAGUUCUCCGAAUGGGAAAACCAUCAUGAUAAUGACGCACCGGAUGAAGAAUUGAUUGUUUGUUUAACUCUGAACACUCACAUUCGGGUUUCCUAAAUAACAUGUAACACUUCGUUCUCACUGAAAAGUUUCACGCUACACUAGCAGAAAAACAAAGAUUCAACCCAAAUGUAAAUAACGAAAAACAGAGUAUUUUCAAUACGAUCCAAGUUAACAUAGAGUAGAGUUCACACGCACACAAGCACAAACACAAACAAAGAAAAAGCCCUUCAGGCUGCCAGUCCAAGUUUAUAUCGUUCGUUCGUAAAAGUGCAUCCCAAAAACUACCAUCUCAGACAAAUCAAGUUUUGAUUCUACUACGCUACCGAAUCGCGUGACGCGGGACUGCUCUAUGAGAACAACGGUUACUCAGCAUCCGCAAGUUUACCACCGCUCGAUGCUGACGGCAACCGAACGAAUGCUGAGCCAAAGUUCUAAAUGAAAGUGGUGAAGAAAAUGUGGGGCAAAACAACUCGAUGGAAAGCACAGCACUAAAGAGUAAACUGUUCGUAAAAAAUGAGCGAUCGGCUGCGCGCCGCACUUCGACCCCGGAUAGUAUGACCCUGCGGACGCGCGGUGGCGACGACUCCUCGGAUCCGAUGGCCGGCAGCGUAGGCCCGGCUGGUACUGGUGGAGGUACCGGAAGCAAAAAGGAUACCAAGAUAGAGAUUCCGCUACCAUCGCACAUGCAACCGUCGUCCGGGGAGAAAUUUGCCGAUAAACGCGUCAAGAGACACAGCAUCCACGGCAUGAUGGAGGAGGAAAAUGUGGUUCGACCGCACCAGGAGAUUGCGGCCUUAUCGCUGGAUGAGAAGAAAUUUCUGCUCGCGGUUGAACGUGGCGAUGUGGCCAGCACCCGACGCAUACUGGAAAAGGUCGAAGCCGAGGGACAUAUCAACAUUAACUGUGUCGAUCCGCUCGGUCGGUCCGCCCUGCUGAUGGCCAUCGACAACGAGAAUCUGGAGAUGGUGGAACUGCUCAUCAAUCAUCGGGUGGACACGAAGGACGCCCUGCUGCACGCUAUCUCGGAGGAGUUUGUCGAAGCGGUUGAGGUACUGCUGGACCACGAAGACAGCUGUCACAAAAAUGGGGAUCCGCAUAGCUGGGAAGCGCUCCAUCCGGACACGGCGACUUUCACGCCGGAUAUUACACCACUGAUUCUAGCCGCACACCGAGAUAACUACGAAAUCAUCAAAAUUCUGCUGGAUCGAGGUGCCACGUUGCCGAUGCCACACGAUGUUCGAUGCGGCUGUGAUGACUGCGUCACGUCACGCCAGGAAGAUUCCCUGCGGCAUUCUCGGUCUCGCAUUAAUGCGUACCGGGCCCUGGCAAGCCCGUCGCUGGUGGCCCUGUCAUCCAAGGAUCCCAUCCUGACGGCGUUCGAGCUGAGCUGGGAACUGCGCCGGUUGAGCUUCCUCGAACAUGAGUUUAAGAAUGAGUAUCAGGAGCUGAGGCGCCAGUGUCAGGAUUUCGCAACCGCUCUACUGGAUCACACCCGGUCCUCGCACGAACUGGAGGUGCUAUUAAACCAUGACCCGACCGGACCGGCAUUCGAGCACGGCGACCGAAUGCACCUAAACCGACUGAAGCUGGCGGUGAAACUGAGACAGAAGAAGUUCGUGUCCCAUCCCAACGUGCAGCAGCUGCUGGCCAGUAUCUGGUACGAAGGGCUUCCGGGUUUCCGAAGAAAAAAUAUGGCCUUGCAAGCGCUGGAGAUUGUGCGAAUCGGUAUCCUAUUUCCACUGUUCUCCUUUUCCUACAUCAUCGCACCGCACUCAACGUUUGGCCAGACUAUGAGGAAACCUUUUAUAAAGUUUAUUUGCCACAGUGCAUCGUAUUUUACCUUUUUAUUUCUGUUAAUGUUGGCUUCGCAGCGUAUCGAAACUGUGAUUGGUGGUGUGUGGGGAGCCGAACUUAGUACCCACGAUGAAGUGCCUACAAAGAGGGGAGCGAGUCCCACGCUGGUCGAGUGGCUCAUUCUGUCCUGGGUUAGCGGAUUGAUCUGGAGCGAAGUGAAGCAGCUGUGGGACGUCGGGCUGCAGGAAUACGUGAACGAUAUGUGGAAUGUGAUAGAUUUCGUGACCAACUCGUUGUAUGUGGCGACGGUGGCCCUGCGAGUUGUUUCCUAUUUCGAGGUACAAAAAGAAAUGGCCAUCAACAGGUUUGCUGCCGAUUUGCCCCGCGAAAAGUGGGACACCUGGGAUCCGAUGCUGAUUUCCGAGGGUUUGUUCAGUGCAGCAAACAUUUUCAGUUCGCUCAAGCUGGUGUACAUCUUCUCGGUCAAUCCGCACCUGGGGCCGCUCCAAGUGUCCCUGUCGCGGAUGGUGAUGGACAUCAUGAAGUUUUUCUUCCUUUACGUGCUGGUGCUGUUUGCCUUCAGCAGCGGUUUGAAUCAACUGCUUUGGUAUUAUGCCGAUCUGGAGAAAAAGCGAUGCCCGGAUGUAACAACGUUCUCCGGGUCGUCCAACCUAACAUCGACGGAUCCAAACGCUUGCGUAGUGUGGAGACGAUUCGCGAACCUGUUCGAAACGAUUCAAACGCUCUUCUGGGCGGUCUUCGGUUUGGUGGAUUUGGAAAACUUUGAACUGGAUGGAAUCAAGAUAUUCACCCGGUUCUGGGGAAUGCUGAUGUUCGGAACCUACUCGGUGAUCAACAUUGUGGUGCUACUCAAUCUGCUGAUCGCUAUGAUGAAUCAUUCCUAUCAGCUCAUAUCGGUAGACAACUUUGAACGUGCUGAUGUGGAGUGGAAAUUUGCUCGAUCGAAACUGUGGAUUAGCUAUUUCGAGGAAGGCGGAACCUGUCCCCCGCCUUUCAACAUUAUUCCGACACCGAAGUCAAUCUUCUACGUCUUCCAGUGGGUCAAGCGGAAAUUCUGUGGUCAUUCCAAAGCCGUAAAAAAGGAACACAUGAAAACAAUUCGACGGAAGGUGAAACAAGCCAGCGAACGGGACUUCCGCUAUCAGAGCAUUAUGCGAAAUCUAGUCCGGCGGUAUGUCACCGUAGAACAGCGUAAAGCCGAAUCGCAGGGUGUCACCGAGGACGACGUGAACGAGAUCAAACAGGACAUCUCUGCCUUUCGCUGUGAACUUGUGGAAAUUCUGAAGAACAGUGGAAUGAACACGACCAGUGCCACCGGUUCCGGGGGAGGCGUUGGGGGAAAGAAGAACCGUCAGAAGGAACGGCGACUGAUGAAAGGAUUCAACAUUGCACCACCGCCGGCACCAGAAUCGGGUCAGCAUCUAACACCAGUUUCCGAGUUCACCACGCAACUUCCGGACCAAUCGUCACACGAACUGUUUGCCGGAGUAUACGGGCCAGGUCUCACCACCAAGAAAGCCCUGCACCAAGUCAAUCCUAUGCACCAGUUUUCAUCACAGUCGCAAAGUUCCUUCGGUGAAAACAAUAAUCCCAUUCACAGACUUGCCAAACUAGCACCGAAGUUCCAUUCCAAAAGACCUGGCUCGCAGAAGAAACGAUGGGGUACCCUGAUUGAGGCAGCCAAGCAGGGAAGUGUGUCGCGGUUUAUUGGCCGGUCUCGGUCGGAGGAUUCUGUCUGUAAUCAUGGUCCGCGGGGUGAGUCUGCGAGUCACAGCAACAGUCCGGCAUCGGACGAAGCCAUCACCGAGUCACCGUCCGAUUCGAAUCCUAGUUUGGACCGGCCGGAUGUGGAUCCAUCGCCGGAUCCAGACAAGCGUCACCAUCAUCACCAUGGCAAUGACCGAUCGCACGGUUCGGGAAAAGCGAAAGAUUCUUCCUCGCACCAUUACCAUUUGCACUUCGGAGCACUGGCCGCCCUGAAGCGAAAGAGGAAAAAAUUCUCCAACAGUCGGAACAGCAGUCCGGUGUUGGAUCCACCCGCCUCCGAAGCGAAGGUCACGCAGAGCCCACGGGCUAAUGCCAACAGCAAGGUGUUGAAACGUGCUUCCAGUGUACCUUCGCGCAGUCCCGGUGACGAACCGGGUGUCGUUGGCGACAGCACGGGAAUCACUGCGGACGGUUCGACAGCGGACAACGGUAUUCCGGCGGUGAAGUCAUUACGACACGAGCAGACCCAGAGCCAGCAGAACUCCAUCGAAAAUCAACUGGACCCUCCGUUAACACCGUCGACAACGGAGGAAAGUGUGGACCACCCGGCAAACACACGAAUCAGCUACACGGAACCGUUGCUACGGAUACAGGGUAGAACGGCCGCCGGGGAUACGACUAUCGAACCGCAGCCAUCUUCAUACCGGAUUCCAGGAGUCACACCGGUUCGGGGGCACUUCCAGUCCCAGGGAUGGUUAUAGGAGCUGUGCGGCAGGACAGGGUUUUGUAUAUAUUGGAUGAUACGAGUAUGAAUAAUCUAGUCGUCGUUUUAUAGGGAAGGGUAACAAGCAAACUGCCAUCUUCAAAACAGGAUACACUCCCUGAACCAUACCAGAUAUGGGAAGGGAGAAUUUAAUCGGAUGUAAACUUAUCAAAAGCAAAAUUCUAAACCAAUCGGAAGAGCUACGACUCGGUGGUCACCAAUAAAAUAUAUCUUUUCGGUUAUUGUAAUUUUGUUAUGGAGGCCUGAAAACUGUUGUCGACAGAAACAGUAUGUUGUUAAACGACUAUUUGAAUGUGAUUAUUAGUUUAGAUAUUAUACAAAGAAACGGUACUCCUGAAAUACUUAAUCAAAAUGGGAAUUGUGCGCAACACACUUAAUUGAACGGGUGGAGCCGGUUCGGUGUUUACAAAAGACCGAACUAAAGCUACACUUCAUUCACCAAACUCUAUAUAGAAAAAGCCUAUCUAUAAACUAUGGAUUUUAGUCAAUCUUAGAUAUUUCAAUUACACUAGCAUGAAAAGAUUACUAUUUUAAGAACCAAAACACUAAGGGACCACGUCUCUUUGAAACAGAUAUAACAAAAACUUAGUGACUGUCGUUACAUUUGAAAAACCGAAAGAAAGAAAUUUAUGUUACAUCAACCAAAGAAAACAGUUUCGUAACAGUAACUGGCACUACGAUUUCAACUAAAAGCUUGACAAAAUGUAACAAAAUCAAGCCAUGUUCUAUGAUACAUAUAGCAUAUAUCACAAAGAACACACAUAAGUAAAAGUAUACCAACAUUUCAGAGCAGAGUUAACUAUUUCACACCAAAGCUACCGUAGAGCUCUCCCUUGUUAAAUAACACAUUCAAACAUUGAAAAUAUAACUGAUAUUUUAAAAGAAAAUAGCACAAAUCACUAGUGAAACCUAACAUAAACAAGAAAAGAAAUCAUGCGAAGAAAAACAAAGGAGGCCUUAUUACUGAUGAAGACAGUUGAUAAAUGUUAGCAAAGAAUUACUAUUUCUCGUUGAUGGCAUAGUAGGCUGCGCUCCUAGAGCAGCAGAAUAAACUGACGGGAGGAUCGUUUCUGUAAUGACAACACUGCACACAGUGGAACCUCCUGUAAUGAACUAAACUGUUUAGAAAGUACGUGAAAGUAAGUUUAUCGUGAUUGGCCGGAGACACUUUACCGUGCGUCUAGACAGAAUUGAAUUUGAUAAUAUUUAAGCAAACUGAAACGAAUGCCGUGUCGUACGGAUCAUCGAUUGAUAACUCGUAUGUCGUUUUCGCUGCAGAACCCUAAAACUGACCCAGAGUAAAACAAAAAAAACUUCAAAUAAACAAUUUAGAAUUGACAGUAGUUAGAAUAGAAACUGGGUUAGAAUCGGAUAUCGAGCGGAAUCGACAUAAGACAUCGCAAGCUAGAGGCAAACAUAUUUCAUCCUCCAACGAUGAACAACUAUGUGAAUAUUACUACUAGCGAAGAUUUCCAACAGACAGGUUUGUAGAGAUAACCGAAGAAAAAAAAAUUUUUUAGCACAGACACACUACAUUUAGGCGUCGUAAAUUCCAGUCAUUAGUUACGAAAAAUUAUAUGAAAUAUGGAAAUAAAAAGAGUGUGUGAUUCAAUGAAAAUAUGAUGUUUUCAAGAAACAAUUCAUAAAACAAUAAAACUGUAUGGAAUGGU
Messenger RNA from Malaya genurostris, 8034 nucleotides. It is a transcript of the gene Trpgamma, whose product is annotated as transient receptor potential-gamma protein. Gene Ontology annotation, cellular component: membrane; cation channel complex. Gene Ontology annotation, molecular function: store-operated calcium channel activity; inositol 1,4,5 trisphosphate binding; protein binding. Gene Ontology annotation, biological process: manganese ion transport; regulation of cytosolic calcium ion concentration; calcium ion transmembrane transport. The transcript is spliced from 22 exons. Bases 2532 to 6341 code for a protein of 1269 amino acids. The record is from RefSeq and is a predicted model, not a curated record. Lineage: Eukaryota; Metazoa; Arthropoda; Insecta; Diptera; Culicidae.